Perca fluviatilis (European perch) is the source of this 4906-nucleotide messenger RNA. RefSeq names its product olfactomedin-like protein 2A. The record is from RefSeq and is a predicted model, not a curated record. NCBI's taxonomy places the organism in Eukaryota, Metazoa, Chordata, Actinopteri, Perciformes, Percidae. Gene Ontology annotation, biological process: signal transduction. The transcript has 8 exons. Bases 252 to 2213 code for a protein of 653 amino acids.
AGAUGAUGCGCGAGCUGAAAAACGGAGCGCGCGGUGGAGACAGGGGCGCACUCCACAGCACUCACACAGACACACGCACACACACUGACCUCCACAGACAGACGGACACAUAGCCUCCUAUAUGAUCCUCCCUGUGUGCAAAAAGGAAAUGGAGUUCAAAUAGGCGCACUCCCUUAACUCAUGGACUGAAUGCAUUGACGACUGUCGCUUUGGAUUUGUGAACUUCAAGCCCAGACACUCAGGAGAGAAAAAUGUGGAGAUACACGAACUUGUUCGCCUGUCUGCUGGUAUUGUGUAAGGAUGCGUCUUCACACAGCAAGAUCUUUGGGGAGACUGAGCCUGUUCGGAUGACGUCAGAAGGCUCUGACUGCCGCUGUAAGUGCAUCAUGCGGCCUCUAAGCAAGGAUGCCUGCCUGCGGCUGCGGAGCGGCACUGUACGAGUGGAGGACUUCUACACGGUGGAGACGGUCAGCUCCGGUUCCGACUGUAAGUGCUCGUGCACGGCCCCACCGUCCUCCCUAAACCCCUGUGAGAAUGAGUGGAAGAUGGAGAAGCUGAAGAAACAGGCCCCCGAGUUACUAAAGCUCCAAUCCAUGGUGGACCUCCUGGAGGGAACACUUUACAGCAUGGACCUGAUGAAAGUCCACUCCUACAUCAACAAGGUGGUGUCUCAAAUGAACACCCUCGAAGAGACAAUCAAGACAAACCUCACGCGAGACAAUGAAUUUGUCCGAGACAGCAUGACGAGCCUCACCAACCAGUUUAAGAGGUAUGAGAACUACUCCAACAUCAUGAUGAGCAUCAAGAAGGAGAUCUCCAGCCUCAGCCUGCAGCUGCUGCAGAAAGACUCCUCGGAGAGCAAAGCACAGAACACUAAUGAUGAGAAAACCAAGGAGGCUGUAAAAGCACCCAACAAAAAGACCCCUGCUGCCAAACCUUCACCAAAACAGCCCAAAGAAAAGGUCGUAAAGCCCAAGAAAGAGGUCAUUAAACCUGGGAAGCCGGCCAAGCCUGACCCUACGGCCAAAGCCAAGGUGGUUGGCCACCAGCCUGGCGUGGUGAGGGGCAUCACAUACUACAAGGCUGCCAAGACCGACGAGGAUGAGCACAGAGGAGACCAUUCUGCCAAAACAUACACAGUCCAUCACAUCACGGAAAACCAGUCAGAGGAUGGAGGAGCUGAAAUGGUCCUGGAAACCAUGGAGGCCACUGUGGCCAAACCCAUCGCCACCACUGCUGUUCCCACCACCACUACAACUACUACUACCACCACCACAACCCCUGGCACCACAACUACCACCACUACUACACCCACUACCAUCACUACACUAAGUACACCAGCAUCUGAAAGACCAGCUCCGACCAUUGUGCUGGUGCUGGACAACUCCAACAACAACAGUCGACCCAUCCUCCACAGAGCAGGGAAGAUCCUUAACUGUGAAGGGACUCUAGCAUCCAUUGACCAGCCAGAGAAGCAGCACAGUUAUGGGCGGAACGAGGGAGCCUGGAUGAAGGAUCCCCUGGCUAAAGACUCCAAGAUCUACGUCACUAACUAUUACUAUGGCAACAACUUGGUGGAGUUCCGCAACCUGGAAAACUUCAAGCAAGGCCGAUGGAGCAACCUCUUCAAACUGCCUUACAACUGGAUAGGCACAGGCCAUGUGGUUUAUAAUGGAGCCUUCUACUACAACAGAGCCUUCACCAAGAACAUCAUCAAGUAUGAUCUGAGGAUGCGAUAUGUGGCGGCCUGGACACUGCUGCAUGACGUGGUUUAUGAGGACACCACCCCCUGGAAAUGGAGGGGCCACUCGGACAUUGACUUUGCAGUGGACGAAAGUGGCCUGUGGGUGAUCUACCCUUCCAUUGAUUACGACUACAACCAGCAAGAGGUGAUCAUCAUCAGUAAACUGGAUCCUGGAGACCUGUCGUUGAAAAAGGAAACAACCUGGAGGACAGGCCUCAAGCGAAACUCCUACGGAAACUGCUUCAUCAUCUGUGGUGUCUUGUACGCCGUCAAUGUGUACAACCAAAAGGAAGGUGAGGUGAACUAUGCUUAUGACACCCACACCAACACUGAAGCCAUCCCACGCCUGCCAUUCACCAAUGAGUACUCCUUCACCACCCAGAUUGACUACAACCCCAAAGAAAAGGUUUUGUAUGCCUGGGACAAUGGCCAUCAGCUCACAUAUCGGGUAAACUUUGUCGACCAGUGAGCACAGCUAGUUUGUGCUACAGAUUAGCUCAUUGUAUGCCUGUCAGUAUGGCACCUAAAUAAAAAGCUACCCAGUAUUUCACAGUCUAGAAGCAGCCAUAUUGGACUCAGGAUGACAGAUAAACCUACACCAGCCUUCCAGAGCUAAUGCGCACUAUUCAAACACCUGACCUCACAGUGUACCAAAAAUACAUGUCUCAAAUGUGUACUGGGAUGUGACUGUACAAUAUGUCAAUAGAAUGGAAAACGAACAGUGAAAAUAAUCUCACAGGUUGAGUUGAAGACUCAUCGGGCAGAUUUUAGGAAAGCAAAGAGAUUUCUUUAUAUGUUCAUUUAUGAAAUGUCAGCAGGCUGGCUAACUAGCAGACAUAUAUAGCUAUAAAUGGUUAGUUUUAAAUUGACAUAGCAUGUGUUACAUCAUGUGUUACGGUGGAUUUUGUGUCCAAUUUGUUUUACAGUGGAGUCACUUAACGACCACUAUAGACAGAAGACAUGAUUACAGUGUCCAACAACUCUUUAAACAUAUAUUUGGACUUUUGAGUGUUGUAUUAAAGGAGACAGGACAAUUUCAAAACCUAUCAGCUAAUGAGACAAUAUUUAUUUUUUUAAAUUGCUACCAAGACGCAUAUUGAAGAAGUGAAAUAGUUAAGAGUCAUUGAGACUAUAUCGUCCUGUGGAAAGAGAAAAGAAGAGAGUUCAGUCAGAGACACUUAGGAAUGUCGAGAAAUUGACCAUAAAGUAUGUGCAAUUGGGAUAGAUAUGGCGGAAAAGGCUCUGCUCUUUGAAGGAACUCUUAAAGCAUCCAAGCAGCAAUUAGGACAAUAAUGGGAGAACUAAUCUCCCUUGACAUACCCUCACAUACAUGAACUUUAAAUCACAGUGAAGUUAGUGAAACGUCAUUAAAUUAACUUAACUGUUCACACAAUACAGUAACGUGAGCUAUUUAAAUAAGCUGGAUACAUGGUUAAACGUAAUUAGCUCUUACCAGUGGAUCACCGUGUGUACUUCUUCCAUAGCAAUCCCGCCGAUUGGUCUUAAGAUGUCCCAGUUAGAGAGUAAAUGCCGUAAACAUUUUCUUUGUAAAUCUUUACAAUCAUUCCCUGAAAGAACUAAGCAUGCAUGCCUUAUUGCACGAUCCAAAAUGUCUUCAAAACUUGCCAUUUUCAGCGUGUAGCUUGCUAGCUUGAAGUUUGUUGUUUCCCGAAACAAACUGAGUUUGAGAACGGCAGCACACAGAGAGUGGAAGGGGAUUGACAUCGCGCGGGAUGUCAGGCAAUUAUCCUGGAGAAGUACUUACAUUAAUCUAGACUAACCAGUAGCAAACCACCUUGACAGUGCUGACUUUUGAGGACAGGAGAGUCCAAAAUGGAGGAAGCUAUUUAAUGUAUUAAGCUGUGUUUCAUCAACUUUUAUUACCCUCCUCUUCCAGAGUAUAAACUCCUCCCCGAAACAGACAAUUAUGAGACAAGAGUUGAUGGUACAAUGACAUCUCUUGAAUAAACUGUGAGAAUGUAUUGGUCUGUUAGUGGCUAAGAGCUAUUGUGACCUUAAUAUAAGCAAGUUAAACAGCAAAUAGGCAGCUUGCUAGCUACACAGUCCUGUGAAUAGUCACUAUUUCAGCAAGCCUCUAGCUCUGACGAUUUCAUGAGGACAUGUGGAGGAACUUCCCUUCCCAGGUAUUGAAGGAAAUGUAGUGUAAGACAUUUGCAUUUACCUUCAGUAUUCAGCCAUGUUUUCUCUCACUAAGUUUAAACUCUAAAGUUUUAAGUUAGGAUAACCUAACUAGCUAUAAGUAGCUAACCUGUUAGCUAACGUAGCAUGGCUAGAUUCAGCAACCACCAUCAGGCUUCCUAAUGUUAGAUACCCCGUGUUUUAUGGCUUCAAAUAUUUCUACACGGCGCGUGUUACUUGGCUCCAACCCCCAUCAUUUUAACUCAAUCAAUGAGAUUAUUUCUGCCUCCAGAGUAGUUCUCAUUCUGGGAAAUGUUUGUAUAACUAAACUAUCAACUAUUUUUUUUUCAUUUUCCCAUCUACUCCAUCCUAUCACCAAGCACUUUGAUCAUUGAUUAUUAUUCCGGCCUCAUGAUGCUUCCUGUCUCUUUACCAUUGAUGUUGUUUUGAGGGUUGUGUUGAAUAUAUUGUGAACCCCAAAAACAAAACAAUGUACACAAUUGUCUAAGCUUAAGAUAUUUUUUUUUAUAUUUACAUGAAUUCAUUUGACAAUAUAAUACCACUUUUUUUCUAAUUUCCAUUCAUCUUGUUGAAUUUCUGUGUUGUUGUAUUCAAAUAUGCAGCUUUCAUCAUUAAUAACAAUUGCCUAACCACUACAUUUGUUGUAAUUGAGUAUUUGAACAUUAUUACCUGAAUGGAAAAUAACAACCGUGAUCAGUCAUGCUUAUACAAAAGGUGCACUGUACCAUUAGCUGUGCCAUCUUCAAUAAUGAACACCAUAACCCAUGAAUGUUUUUUAUUUGUGAUAAUGACUGACAGUACCGUGUGAGCACAUAAUGAAGUGGUGAAGUGGUUUUAAAACCAAUGAGGUAACUCUUACAACACUUUGUAGUGUUGUUUUGGUCUUGUACACCAUUAACGAUUCCCCACCACAUUGGCUUGUUCUUUAAUUAUCAGGAGUGUUUUGUUAAGUGUAUUCAUAAAAAGGCAUGCUAAUUGCAAUAAAGUCUUUUUUUUCAAUUG